Stylophora pistillata is the source of this 1587-nucleotide messenger RNA. RefSeq lists its product as uncharacterized. Gene Ontology annotation, biological process: double-strand break repair via homologous recombination. Gene Ontology annotation, molecular function: four-way junction helicase activity; ATP binding; 3'-5' DNA helicase activity. NCBI's taxonomy places the organism in Eukaryota, Metazoa, Cnidaria, Anthozoa, Scleractinia, Pocilloporidae. The record is from RefSeq and is a predicted model, not a curated record. Gene Ontology annotation, cellular component: cytoplasm; chromosome; nucleus.
UGUUGAUGAAGUUUUGUGAGUUGAUAAUUUGAAAUACAAUUAGAAUACGUUUCACUUUCUCUGAAGAUAAUUACCAGUAUGUCUUAUUUAUAUUAUUUUGAUGUAGCAUUUACGUCCGGCUAAAAAUGCUAACAGACUUAAAAAUCUUUAUUUCAAGGGGGACUUCACAGGAAAAUAAAAUGGCUGCAUUUAGAGAAUGUUACGGGAAGUUGUAUGAGUUAAGGUCUUUGGCUUCAGACGUCCCAGUCAUUGCUUUGACAGCCACCGCAACUCGCCUCACAAGAGAUACCAUCCUCAACAUAUUACAUAUGGAAUGCUUUGUUGAAAUUAAAGAAAGUCCUAACAAAACCAACAUCAGGUAUGUUGUUCAUUGUAUGGACAAAAAGGCUGAACAUGAAGAAUACUUUGCUUGGCUUACUGAUACACUGAGGACAGAAGGACAGAAUUGUGUAAGAACCAUCGUGUACUGUCAAACAAUUAAACAGUGUAGCAUUAUUUAUGCUACAAUGAGUGGUCUGCUUGGUAAGGAGAAUAUGACAAGUAGCAAUGGAUAUCCACUAGUCGAAAUGCUUCAUUCAUGCACUCCAGAGGCAAACAAGAAAAUUGUUUUGGAGUCUUUUCAGCAAGAACAUGGUUCAGUUAGGCUACUUAUAGCUACAAUUGCCUUUGGUAUGGGCAUCAAUUGUAAAGGGGUUCAAAGAGUGAUUCAUUAUGGACCUUCGAAGAAUGUAGAAGCAUAUGUACAAGAGACUGGGCGUGCUGGAAGAGACAGUGGUGAAAGUGUUGCUUUUUUGCUUUAUCAUGGUGUAUUGCUGAACCAUGUCCAUUCUGACAUAAAGUCUUUCAUCAAAACUAAAGAGUGUAGAAGGAUGACUCUGAUGAAGCAUUUUGAUGCAGAUGCUGUCAAUAUAGAGAUUCGUCACAAGUGCUGUGACAUUUGUGCAGCAAGUUGUGACUGUGGGCAACCAGAUUGUUUCAGUUACUGUAAAUACCCAUCACAAGCCAUUCAGAAUGUAACUGUUGGUACACACCAGCAAAGAAGUGUAUCAGCAGACAGCAAAAAACUUGUAGAGAAUGCCUUGAAUCAAUAUCACAAAAUAUUAGUUUUGAAACUCUUAAAUACAAGUGCCAAUGGAGAAGUCAAAACUCUAACAAAUCUUCACUUCAUGUUGGGAUUUUCUGAGCAUCAGAUAUUUCAGGUUUUGGAAAACAUAGCCUCAAUUUUUACUCUUUCAGACAUCUAUAAGUCAGUGGAAGUAUGGGACAAACGUCAUGCACAGAAAGUUUUAUCAGUCAUUAGCAUUGUUUUUGGGGAUGUUACAUGUGACAGAGACCUCCCUGGUACCCAUUUUGAAAGCAGCAUUGAUUUUGAUGAUGAGUACAUGGAUGAAUGGGAUGAGAUUUUUCAAGACAGUGAACUGUUUGACAUGAUUGUUGAUAAUGUAUCUUUAUCUCAGUUGGAUGAGUCAAUCUCCAUGCUUGAAGAGACACUGGACAAUUCAACAGAAUCAUUGGAUGAUGAAAUACCAGCAGAUAUUUUGGCCGCAAUUGUGAAAGUAUAGAUCUAAGUAAAUAAACGCCUGUAAC